GGUCGGAGACAGCAGCAUGGCGGAAGACGAGAGUGAUCAGGAGUCGGAGAGGCUUGUGGAAGAGCUGGAAGCCAUAGCCGAGGAGGAACUGAGGGGGCCGGGAGCGGGGGACGUGAGGAGCCUGGAGUACUGCCGCCGCUUCUGUGAGGUUGUUGAGGAAUACACAGCGCGGUGGCAGGUCCCUCUGCCGCAGCUACAAGUACUGCAGACCGCUCUCUGCUGCUUCACAUCCGCCAGCGUGUCCUUUCCGGCUGAGUGUGAGCGCGUACAGCAUGUACUGAGCAGGCUCGCUUUGAGUCUCUUUGAGUUGCUGCUGUUUUUUGGGAAAGAUGAAUUUUAUGAGGCUCCUUUGAAAGACAUCCUUGGUUCAGUCCAGGAAUGCCAUGACCUCCUCAUCCGAUAUGAUAAUCCGGACUUGAGAGAAGUUACAUGUGUUAUUAAGGAUGGAGGUCCUUGGGAAGAUCCAGUAUUACAAGCUGUGCUUAAGGGAAAAUCUGAACCUCAAGACAUUGUGGACAGAUACUUGAGGUCGGAGAACCAGCUGUUUUUUGAAUUUCGGGUGAGGUACCUCAUUGCCUGUGAACGUAUUUCAGAAGCGGUGGCUCUGAUAACAACCUGCUUGAGUCACCCUGAAGUCAGUAAAAACCUGUAUUAUCAUCAGGCCUACUUUAUGUGUCUGCAUAUGACCCGAUUAACAGAGCGGCUUCUUCCUGAGCACGUCCUGAGACUAGACUGCAGUGACGGAGUUAGAAUUAUCUGCAAUAUUGAAAAGGAAGGUAAAACGGCGCUGGCACUGCAGCUGAGCGAGGCUUUUCUCAUCACACAGUUGCAAACUGGAAAAAUGUAUUGCAUUUGGGAAUUAAUUUUCAUUUGGAGUAAACUUCAAUUGAAAGUAAACCCCUCCAAGGAGGCGUUUGUUGAGCAAUGCUACAACAUGCUGAGGAUUGCUGCAAAUGUGAAGGCCAUAUUUCCCUUCAUGAAAACCAUCAGAGAGGAGAUUGGCGAAGGCUCUGUGCAGCUGUCGGUUGAACUUUGUGGCUGCGCGUUACAGCUGGAUCUUCAAGGCGACCCUGAGACAAAAUCUUUAAUUUAUAAAACCAUUGCUUAUCUUUUACCCACGGACCUGGAGAUUUGCAGAAUCUGUGCUCUGUCUGUUUUCUUCCUGGAACGAACCGUAGAAUCGUAUGAGGUGGUCGAAGGGUUGUAUAGAUACUGUGACGAAGAUUACAAUGAGUUUGCCAGCUAUGUGGAGAAUCGAGUGCGCUUUGAACUGCUUCCAAUAUUAAAAAGGGGUUUAGUAUUCGAUCCCGAAUUUUGGAAUUUCUCAAUGAUCCAAACAAACUGUGCCGCUCUGCUGGGAGACAAUGCUGCACUGGUUUUACCGAAGUCCGAUGCUGUGGAUAUUGUUGUUGAACAGCAGAGUUUGCCUUUGGAUGGUGCCGUGACACCAUUACAUAAUGGUGAACGGAAGCAUAAAGAAAGCCGCGGCAACAGGCAUAAAGUCUCAUCAGAGCCUAAGAAGAACCAUACUGUCCUCACCCCACAUAAGAUGGAUACAAAUACACCCAGGCAUCAUUGUACUUUGUGUAAUAGAGAGUUCUUGGGUGGUCACAUACUCAGACAUGCACAGACCCACCAUAAAAAAGGCUGGUUUUCAUGUGUUAUAUGUGCCCGGAAGAUCAGGAAUAAAGUGUCCAUGCUUAGGCACCUAAAACAUCACCUAAAGAAAAUGCAAAGGCAUCAAGCAGGAAAUUCUCUUAAAGCUUCCUCAGACCCAUCCCCUGGGUACUCGGAUACAAACAAGGCGAAUUCUUUAGAAACGUCAUCUUCUACAAACGAGGUGAAUUCUUUAGAAACGUCCUCUUCUACAAACGAGGCGAAUUCUUUAGAAACGUCCUCUUCUACAAACGAGGCGAAUUCUUUAGAAACGUCAUCUUCUACAAACGAGGCGAAUUCUUUAGAAACGUCAUCUUCUACAAACGAGGCGAAUUCUUUAGAAACGUCAUCUUCUACAAAAAAGGCGAAUUCUUUAGAAACGUCAUCUUCAGAGACUGGAAAUUCCAACCAGGACUUAAUGGACAGUGAGCAUAUCAUUCCUGGUCGAAACCACACCAUGGACCAUAACAGAGGAAACGUAAAUGAUUCCACAGCUACACAGACUUCGUGCUCCACCGACGUAAGCAAUUCAGACGAGACAACUGCAUUAAGUGAAAUGCAAGGUGUAGAAGACGAUGCGGGCAGAGAUACGGGUCAAUGUGUUAAAAUAAAUGGCUCUUUAUUUUGUAAAUUCGACCCGGUUGUCAAUCAUCAGGUUCCGUGCCCAGCUCAGGGCUGUCAUCGGGUUUUCCAGAAGGUAAGAGCCUUGAAUAAGCAUGCACGGAAAGCGCACCCUUCUGAUGUGAAGGUGCAGCAGCACAUUAUGACAUGGAACAAAAGCAAAUGCCGAUUCUGCCAGAGGAAGUUUGUAAACUGCAGACAUUUCGUUGACCACCUAAAUAGGCACGUUUACCCCAAUGUCUAUUUCUGCAUGCAGUUGAAUUGCAAUCAGAGAUACAAGUAUUCAGGUCAACUCAUUGAACAUCAGCAAAGCCACGAGACUCUUGAAGUUCAGUGCGGUUAUACGAACUGUCCAGAAAUUUUUGAUAAGCUUUCUUCCCUUUAUGAGCACGAAGCUCUGCACUAUAAACAAAUCCCAUUAGAUAAUACUACUUCUGUACCCAACACAGAGCCUCUAGAAACGGUUCAUGUUCCCCAAGAGGACAGUGGAAGCUUAGAACCUCAACCUGACGUGUCUUCACCUUCUAGCAAAACAGAAGAACCCCCUCGGCAAGAGGAAGCUCCCGACCUGCACAUUCCCAUCUGGAAAUCGAGAAAGGAUGUAGCAGAACCAAAGACCUAUAAACAAGCAGAGAAAAAACUUAAUGGUGAAGUACACUUGGCCAAGGAGGUCCUCCAAACUAGCUGUGAUGUUGGGCAGGAUCCAAUUCCUGAAGAUAACCAGGGUGCUGCUCCUGAGGAACAUGGCCUCAAUGGACACAUGGCUCAGGAGCCGAGCGCUGUAGUAGAAACGGCAACUGUAGAGAGGGAGAUGGAAAGUAAUCCACCAGACUCGGACCCAGAUGCCGCACAAGAGACUGCACCAACAGCACGGGCUAAACAAAGUCCGGUCGCUUUCUCCAAUGCGUAUGGCACAGUGGGAGUGCGGCCAUUUAGUAGACCAUUGCCACCUAGUUACCUAGACGAACAGUACAUUAGUAUGCCAAAACGCAGGAAAAAUGAACUGGAACUUACUUCCGAAAACCAUACGGUAUCUGAACCCCCAGUAGAGAAAUGGAGAUGUGGGAAGUGCCUAACUAAUUACUGUAGCUCUGAAGCGCUUGAGCAGCAUCUAGCACAAAAGAAGUGUCAGCUGUACUUUGGUUUUGACUCAGAUGAUGAAAGUGCCUGGUGAAAACUUGCACAAGAAGACACAACCAUCUCCUCCCUGCCACCCGGGACUAAAUUUGGCCUUAAACAAUAGGACUUUACCAGCUUUCACGUUUUUACUAAGAUUUCUUGUGGAGUGUUAAAUGUGUAUAAUUCAAGUCCAGAAAAAAUGUUCACUUUUACAUUUUAGCAACAAAAAAAUAAAUAAUGUGCCAUGUAAUUUUGGUGUGUACCGCCUUGAAGAUUGAAUCGAAUAAAA
This is a messenger RNA of Bufo gargarizans (Asiatic toad), 3685 nucleotides long. RefSeq names its product zinc finger protein 654 (gene ZNF654). The record is from RefSeq and is a predicted model, not a curated record. Gene Ontology annotation, molecular function: DNA binding; DNA-binding transcription factor activity, RNA polymerase II-specific. The coding region runs from base 17 to 3451 and encodes 1144 amino acids. Gene Ontology annotation, biological process: regulation of transcription by RNA polymerase II. NCBI's taxonomy places the organism in Eukaryota, Metazoa, Chordata, Amphibia, Anura, Bufonidae. The transcript is spliced from 9 exons. Gene Ontology annotation, cellular component: nucleus.